Molecule: messenger RNA, 2604 nt
Organism: Parathielavia appendiculata
Lineage: Eukaryota; Fungi; Ascomycota; Sordariomycetes; Sordariales; Chaetomiaceae
Product: alkaline phosphatase-like protein
Exons: 5
Coding region: 453-2471 (672 amino acids)
Biological process (GO): dephosphorylation
Molecular function (GO): alkaline phosphatase activity
Source: RefSeq, a predicted model, not a curated record
AGCACGUUGGAGAGCGGGACGAACUCUUGGCACUGAAAUCAUCGAAAUGUGACGCUGGGAACAUGGGAUGAACGGCCCCGCAGGCAAUGAUGCCAGCAGAGUCCGAUUCUUUCCAAUUGAGGCUCCUGGGGGACUGCGGGCGAUGGAGCAAGGCCCCAGGGACGACAGCGUGGAAACACGUGCGCAAGCUGGUCUCCGUGAUUCCCGUGGCGUGUAAGUGAGGAGCUCGGUUUCCAUUUGGGGAAGGUCGCGGUUCCCUCUGCUUCCCGGUGGCGGGAUCGCCAUCAACCAGUGGACAAGCAAUUUUGACAAUGUGGUAGCCGAAGGCGAGGCACGUUGUUUGGGGACACUGCAGCAAUUCAUAUAAACUGGGCCGGCUUCUGUCGAUCCUAGCUGGGCCUCUCGCGCGUGAGCCUGCUUUUGAUCUUCAGUCGCUCGCUUUGCUCGUCAAGAUGGCCAGGAUGCUGCUCAAAGCCAACGCGGUCGCGCUGUGCCUGGCAGUUUCGCUGUCGGGUGUCUCAGCCCAGACCUUCCAGAGACUUGGUACCUGCCCGGACCUCGGCUGCGUGAUCCCUCCGGACCAGCAGGACUUCCUCCCCGGGCAGGAAUUUGACAUCCGCUUCGAGGUCCACGCUCCCAAGAACGGCUCCGAGGCCUUCAAUGACGGCGUUCCCGACGAGAAAUUCACGGCCACCAUCGCCAAGGAUGGCGGCGAGGCCAAGAGCAUCGCCGACUUCUUCGAGCACAGCGAACCCGAGCUGGAGAAAUGGACCUUCUCCUGGUUUGAGGACUUGUUCGCCAAGGACGCCAACACGCCGUCGGUUGUCAAUGUCGCCUCCAAGGCAUACCGCCGGGUGGCUCUGUAUGAGCCGGGCGACUAUACCGUGACGCUGAAGUACUACGACGGCAAGACGACGACGGCCAAGUGGACUGUCCGUCCGCUGGCCACCAAGAAGAGGGCUAAGAACGUCAUCUUCUUCAUCGGUGACGGUAUGACCACCAACAUGAUCACGGCUGCCCGCCUGCUCGCACAUCAGACCGUCAACGGCCGGUACAAGUCGCAUCUUGCCUUUGACGAUUUCCCGGUCAUCGGUCACCAGAUGACUCACUCGAUCGACUCCUUCAUCACCGACAGCGCCAACUCGGCCUCUGCGCUGUACACUGGCCACAAGAGCUCGGUGAACGCCAUGGGCGUCUACGCCGACUCGUCUGCCGACCCGCUUGACGACCCCAAGGUCGAGACCAUUGUUGAGAUGCUGCACCGCAUUUGGGGCUCCGCGUGGGGUGCUGUUUCCACCGCCUUCAUCGCCGACGCUACCCCGAUUGCUCUAAGCGGCCACUCUCGCCUGCGCUCGCAGUAUGGCGUCUUGAUCGACCAGGCGCUCAACGGCGUCAGCAACUAUUCGUGGACCAGGACCGACGGGCCCGAUGCCUACUUUGGGGGUGGCGCUGAGCAGUUCCUGCCCGGCUCCGGCUCGUUCCAGGGCAAGGACUACUACGCCGAGUUCGCCAAGAAGGGCUACUCGGUCAGCUUGAACAAGACGGCACUGCUGGCGGCCCCCAAUGACAAGAAGGCGCUGGGUAUUUUCUGCAAGAGCAACUUGCCUGUCUGGCUAGACCGCAACAUCUUCCCCGAGAACCUCGACACGCUCAAGAACGAUCCCGCAGGUGGCAGCGGCCCGGCCAAGGACCUGCCCGGUCUGAAAGAGAUGACGCUCAAGGCGAUUGACGUGCUGAACGAGCGCGGCGGCAAGAAGGGCUUCUUCCUCAUGUCCGAGGGUGCCUCCAUCGACAAGCAGAUGCACGCCCUCGACUACGACCGUGCCCUGGGCGAUCUGCUCGAGCUGGAUGACACGGUCCGCGCCACCAUCGCGAAGCUCAAGGAGCUCAACAUCCUGGAUGAGACCCUCAUCGUCGUGUCGGCCGACCACGGCCACGGCUUCGAUGUCUUUGGCAACUCGGACACCAAGUACGCCGCCGCGCAGGAGGACGACCGGUCCAAGCGCAACGCCAUCGGCGUCUACGCCAACUCGGGCCUCUCGCAGUACACCCAGCCCAAGGAUGGCGUCAGCUAUGGCACCGGGGCAAAUUUCCCACUCAACUGGGACCCGCGGUACGUUAUCGCGGCCGGGCUGGGCGCCAACCCGGACCACCGUGAGAUGUUUGGCGUGGGCAAGAAGCCGCGCACGCCGGCCGUGGUGGGCGCCGACGGCGAGGCCUACGUGAACCCCUCCGACAGGCCCAGUGGCUUCGUCGUCAACGGCACGCUGCCGACCGCCGAGACGCAGGGCGUGCACUCGCUGACUGACGUGCCCGUAUACGCCAUGGGGCCGUGCCAGGAGACCUUUGGCGGCACCUACAACAACAUCGACGUGUUCUACAAGAUUGCCUCGUGCCUGGGGCUGGGCCACGGCAAGAAUGUCACGCACGGCGACGGCAGCCAGUGCAAGAGCAAGAGGGCUCAGCUUUGAUAAUUAAACUUAGUAGAAAGCAAGAGGAGGAUUGGGGUUCUACAUGUACAUGCACACAACUGAAUAUCUUUUCAGGUUGGGUUAGGGGGUGGUGAUUUGCUUCUUAAAUCAUAAUACCAAGAUGUGUUCCAAG